AUCGAGAAGGCCUACCAGAAGCAACACCUCUUCCAAAACGCCAAGGUCAAGGGCGGCAAGAAGGUUUCCACGAAGGAGAAGCGAUGGUAUAAGGAUGUGGGAUUGGGCUUCAAGAUACCUUCAGAGGCCAUUACUGGCACCUACAUCGACAAGAAGUGCCCUUUCACUGGUAACGUCUCGAUUCGCGGACGCAUCUUGACCGGCCGUGUCGUGUCGACUAAGAUGACCCGCACCAUCAUCAUCCGCCGAGACUACCUCCAUUACAUCCCCAAGUACAACCGUUACGAGAAGCGGCACAAAAACCUGUCUGUCCACUGCUCUCCCGCCUUUCGUGUAGAGCUGGGCGACAUCGUGACCGUCGGCCAAUGCCGACCCCUGUCGAAAACGGUCCGUUUCAACGUCCUUAGGGUGUCGAAGAACAAGGCCGCUGCGAAGGCUUUCGGCAAGUUCUGA
This is a messenger RNA of Punctularia strigosozonata HHB-11173 SS5, 453 nucleotides long. RefSeq names its product 40S ribosomal protein S11. Gene Ontology annotation, biological process: translation. NCBI's taxonomy places the organism in Eukaryota, Fungi, Basidiomycota, Agaricomycetes, Corticiales, Punctulariaceae. Gene Ontology annotation, cellular component: ribosome; cytosolic small ribosomal subunit. The record is from RefSeq and is a predicted model, not a curated record. Gene Ontology annotation, molecular function: structural constituent of ribosome. The annotation marks the transcript as partial. The transcript has 5 exons.